Anopheles marshallii is the source of this 4182-nucleotide messenger RNA. It is a transcript of the gene Sara, whose product is annotated as zinc finger FYVE domain-containing protein 9. Gene Ontology annotation, cellular component: early endosome membrane. Gene Ontology annotation, biological process: endosomal transport. NCBI's taxonomy places the organism in Eukaryota, Metazoa, Arthropoda, Insecta, Diptera, Culicidae. Gene Ontology annotation, molecular function: metal ion binding. The record is from RefSeq and is a predicted model, not a curated record. The transcript has 4 exons. Bases 1 to 4182 code for a protein of 1393 amino acids.
AUGGAUUUGGUGGACAUUGACAAGGUGUUGGAUGAUCUAGAGCUAAAUGAAGAUGAUGGCAACAGUGCUGCUGUUACAAAGGCAUCAGAUGCAACGUCGACUGCUCGAGAACCGGGAGUCUCGGUGAAUGGCACGUCGGAGCAGACGUCGAUGGGACCGGCUCCCGUGUCCCAGGAAAAGUUAAAAUUUAAGGCCAACGUAGUUAAUGUGUCAACGGUGUUUUCAAGUCUUAACGAGUACGUGAACGCCGGCGGUACGGAAUUGGGUGGUGUGAAGCAUACAAUCCUGAAUGACUCCCAUGAUCUGGGCAUACCGAGUGAAAGAAAGCCACUGUUGACGCCACCGUCGACCUCUUCGAUUUCAUCCGACGUGAAAACGUCGUCGGCGGCAGCAACGUCAUCUUCUGUUCCAACUUCUCCGCAGCAUGUUGUGUCCUCUCCGACGACGUCACCCGAUUCUUCCGCCUCAUCGGUGUCCUGCUGUUCCUCGAGAGUGGCCUCCUCGUCGGCCUCUUCUUCCGCGCAUUCCUCUUCGGCGUCAUCGUCCGCGUCUUCUUCAGCAUCAAGCAGCGAUGCUGAGGACGCAGACAAGCAGAACGUUAAGGGUGAACGAGCGCUUGGGCAUGGGCAUGAAAAGCUACCCGAGGAACUGUCUUCAAUCAGUGCCGACGAUUACGUUCUGGACACGUCCUCGAUGACGACACUGGCCACCACCAACGAAGGAGGCGCACGGAAAGGAGCGACAGCGGCCGAUGCCCAGGAUACGUCAGCUUUUUCCUACAAGAACAGCCUGUACUCGGACACGCUGAGCAAUGAUGUGAUAAACCUGGAAGGAAUCUCUUCCAUCUCCUCCAUCGUAGCUGUGGACCUCACGAAGAGCGGCCAACCACCGUUAGGUCGCGAAGCGAAUGGACUCGUCGAGGGUGCCCCAGUGGCGAAGGAUGAGAUAGAAACGACGGAACAGGAUGAUGUGGAACGGGCCGGCAAGCCGCAUGAUCCGGACGAUGAGCGUAAACCGGUGGUCGGAUUCGAAUCGACGAUGGACGAUGUGUCCGACACGGAACUGGAGAGCUAUUUGCAAGAGUUGGAAGAGUUCGAUUUCCGUAGUGUGAAUGUUGAGUCGACGGUGCCCCCGAAACCAGACUCAGAUUCUAUCACGAUGCCGGACCCGGCAGUACAAUCACAGCCGGAAGUUGAAGGAGUGACAGCAGAGUUGGUGAACAGUCCGACGAUCGUGAGGGAUCGUGCCGAUGAGAACAGUAUCGAUAGUCGCAGCGAUGACGAAAUCAGUCCCAGUUCGUCCCGUGGCGAAAACGAGGACGAUCUAAUAUCCCAAGCAUCUACGCUGGAGUUUAAUGAUUUGGCCAUGGGAGCGACAGCGGCGGUGGCGGCGACUACGCCACUCCCACCAGCAGUCGGGCCAGUAGUAGUGGAACCACCGGAAGGAGCACUUGCAACGGCUUCCUCACUUGACAUUCCCAUUCCGGCGGAUACGGAAGUUUCGGGCGAUUUCCCCUUGGACGAGGAUGGAAGUGAGAUCAAGUUUAUCGAUUGCACGGAAACGGAAUCGGAACGUCGCCUGAUGGACUCGCCGGAAGAUGAAAUCCACCGGAUGAGUCAUCCUGAGAGACCCACGUCUCUUGAGUUGGGCAAUGGGGUGGUGAGUGAGGGCGGUUCUUUAGAAGUUGGUAUUCCAUCCUCACCGGGCCAUACACCUCCCUCAUCGCGGGCAAUGGUACCCGACCAAGGGCUCACGCUAUCCUCCACUAGUUCGGAUGAUUUUGGUGCCUCGGUUGAAGGUAGAGCGCCAGCACACGGUGGCUUGGUGGACGACGGUUCACGGUUGGCUAUUGCUGAUCCGAUUCAAUCGCCCAUCGCCGCUCCGAUGUCGGUAACACCACUGCUCAGCCCUGCCCAAGCGCAGCUUGGCAAGAUACAACCGUUCUGGAUGCCGGACAACUCUACCAAAUUCUGCAUGCAAUGUAACCAAAAGUUUUCCGUCAUCAAACGACGUCACCAUUGCCGUGCCUGUGGUCAGGUGCUUUGUUCGUCCUGCUGCUGUCUGAAGGCGAAGUUGGAGUAUUUGGGCGACGUGGAGGCACGAAUCUGUAUCGAGUGUGAUGUGAUACUGAGCAUCCAACAGCAACAGGCCAUGGAGGCGGAUCAACAUCAGAUGGCCGCUCUGCAGAGCGCGGACGGUCGAAGCAUGGCUUCGGCUGCAGGUGUCAGUAGUCAAAGACAGCCGAAUCCAAAUAAUCCCAUGGAAUAUUGCUCGGUAAUUCCACCGCUGCAGCAGGCCUCUAGCAACCAACCGGCGUCCCCCAUAUCGGUGAUGGUUCCGGUGGGGGUAUUGAAGCGCGCGGGAGCUCCACGGAACAUGCGCAAAGAUAAGAACGUUAUCUUCAGCGAUGGUAUUCGGCCCGGGUGUGAUCUGACCGAACUGGACCAGAACUGGGAUGCGGUACCGGCGCGCACCUCUCCACCCAGAUCGCGUAAACCGCGAGUCCAAACACCGCCCGGUGUGGAUGAAGACCCCAGCGCCGUUCCACGUGCCGGCGGGCAGCUGACGUCCUUGAUACCGCCGGAAGAGAACAAACUGCCGCCGGUGCUGAAGCGAAUCAGUCCUACCGAGAGCAAGCUGGUCGAGAUCGAAAAUGACGCAUCGUUGCUGGAAGGAUUGCGCGAGGUAACGCUCACGUUUGCGAUACAGAAAAACUUUCACGUGCUGGUGACGGUGGUGGACUUGGCGUGCUGUAUCAAUCGAACUGUGAUCAAUUUCACGACGCGUGGGUUGCAUUACGUGGGGCAGGACGAGAUCAUCAUACUGCUCGUGCUGGGUGACUCGCGCGUACUUCCGAAGGAUAUCUUUGUCCACCUGAAUGAGAUCUACUGCGAAGCAGAUCGGGGUCAUAUUAUAACCGAGCUCGGAUUUUCACCCGCACGAUCGAACAAUUUCCUCGGUUCGAAGAACCACGGCGGGUUCCUGUACGUACGGCCCACCUACCAAUGUAUGAAGGCGGUCAUCGCACCGGAAGCACCAUACUUGAUCGGUAUUUUGAUCCAUCGUUGGGAGGUACCGUGGGCGAAAGUGCUCCCGCUCCGGUUGAUGUUACGUCUCGGCGCACUCUACCAGUACUACCCGUGUCCGCACGUGAGUGAACGCGAGCGGGAAUCGGUGUACGUGGAGAUUGCCCAAACGAUCGUGAAUCUGCUGGCGGACUUCCGGCACUUUAGCUACACCAUACCGAGCGUGCGCGGCAUGGUGAUCCAUCUCGAGGAUCAUAAGACGAGCAUACUGAUACCGCGCAAUCGGUACGAACAGAUGGUGAAGGUGGUGGACGGUUCGAGCGAGCAGCUGAUGGCUGUGGGUGGAAACUUUAGCAAACUGGCCGAUGGUCACUUGGUGUGCAUACAGAACACGGAGUCCGGAUGCCCGGAGGCGACACAGUACACGACGCAAGCGAUCGACAUCGAGAGUCAGCCGCGUAAGGUGACGGGAGCGAGUUUCCUGGUGCUGGAUGGGUCGCUCAAGCCCAACUCGGGUCUGACCGGUAGGUGUACCAUUCUGGAGGAUGGACUAAGGGUUUUGAUACCGCCCGUGAAGCUGCAGCUCGUGAAGGAUGCGCUGAAGGCCAUGAAAGAUUAUGAAAUCGUUUGCGGUCCAACCGAGGGUGACGAAAGCCAGAAGGAGCUGGUGUCGAUCGAAUGGACGUCGAAUGAUCUGAACUUCAACAUAGGCGUAACUUCCUCGAUCGAUCGGAAAGCGUUUGACGGUGUUCCCAGCAUACGGGUACACCGGGGAACGGAUUACUCCAACUCGAAUCACAUCAUCCGCUGGACGGAAGUCUUUAUUCUGAAGGGAGACGAAGAAUCGAACAAUCCUGGAGAUCCGAUCAACAUGUCGAAGGUUUCGGAGACGGUUGCCAAAACGGCUUGCAAGGCACUGAUCGAGUAUCUCGACCUACUGGCAUCAAACGGUCUUACCAAAAUAGCUCUACGGAUCAGUUCCAAUCGUGGCGAGAUGGCGUACGUAGCGGGCAGCGGUGGCAAUGCGCUAGCCCCUCUCUACUCGAAUGCGUUGGGACAGGCGGUGAUGGAAUUGUUGCAAAGGCAGGCCACGGCACUGCAUCUCGAUCAGCAUGAUAUUGUAUUCGAACUGAUAUUCCACAUUCUUGACAAGUAA